AUGAGUGUUCGUCCUGUCAAUCUGAGGGACAACGCGACGAUAAGUGCCGCAGCUCGACAAGGCAUAGAAAUUCAGACAGAAAAGAAGUGGGCUGCUGGUUCGAAUAAACAACAUACUAAUCCUAAAAACAUUAACAAGCUUGAUGAGGAAACUGAAGACUUCCACCACGCUACGAUCUCUCCCGAUGUCGGACGGUUGAUUAUGCAAGGAAGGCAAGACGCCAAUCUUACUCAAAAAGAACUUGCUACAAAAAUCAAUGAGAAACCUCAGGUUAUUGCUGAGUAUGAACAAGGAAAGGCGAUUCCUAACCAAACUAUCCUUAGCAAGCUGGAGCGUGCCCUUGGGAUUAAACUUCGUGGCAAGGAUAAAGGCGCUCCUCUUAAUAAAGGAUCAAAGAAAGUUUUAUGA
Molecule: messenger RNA, 408 nt
Organism: Hydatigera taeniaeformis
Lineage: Eukaryota; Metazoa; Platyhelminthes; Cestoda; Cyclophyllidea; Taeniidae
Source: the annotation of a GenBank genome assembly